Molecule: messenger RNA, 1188 nt
Organism: Hibiscus syriacus
Lineage: Eukaryota; Viridiplantae; Streptophyta; Magnoliopsida; Malvales; Malvaceae
Product: N-lysine methyltransferase SETD6-like
Biological process (GO): peptidyl-lysine monomethylation
Cellular component (GO): nucleus
Molecular function (GO): protein-lysine N-methyltransferase activity; protein binding
Source: RefSeq, a predicted model, not a curated record
AUGAAAAACAGUAAUGGAGUAAUAGCAGAUGCCAUUCUCUGCAAACAAGGGUAUUGUGCAGAUUCUGGUUCACUACAUUCUACUUUGAAUCAAAUGCUGCAGAUAGGUAGAAUUAUACAUUUGGAUGGGGUAGAACUUUAUUUUGGUCCAGUUGGUGGACUGGGAUUUUACAGCCACAGGAAUGAGACGGAGGCUCAAAAUUUUACCCUUUCUCUUAUCGAAAGCUCGUUAUCCACUCAAGUACACGUGCAAACACAUGCUCUGCAAUAUCUAAGAGAUGCAAUUAUUAAUAGGAUUUAUGAGUUCGGAUCUGAGGAUAAAGUGGAGAAUAAAAUUGAUAUAAAUUACAAGUGUGAUAAAGGGAACUGUUUAAUACAGUGGGCUGAGGACUAUGGUGCAAAAACAAGAUUGCAGAUAGCUUAUAUCGAGGGAGCUGGUAGAGGAGCCAUUGCAACGGAAGAUCUGGAAGUUGGUGAAGCUAUGGAGAUUCCUGCAUCGAUUAUAAUCUCUGAGGAUCUCGUAUAUAAAUCUGACAUGUGUCAGGUUUUAGAGAAGAUUGAUGGAAUGUCAUCUGAGACUAUGUCAUUGUUAUGGAGUAUGAAGGAGAGUCACAAUUGUCGUUCGCAAUUCAAGAUUUACUUUGAUACACUAACAGAAAAUUAUCUUACAGGAUUGGACUUUGGAGUUGAAGCAAUCAUGGCUUUGGAUGGAACUUUACUAUUUGAAGAGAUAAUGCAAGCAAAGCAUUUGCGUGUUCAGUAUGAUGAGUUAUUUCUGGCAUUAUCCAAUGAUCAUCCUGAUAUAUUUCCACCAGAGCUCUACACGUGGGAGCAGUUUUUAUGGGCUUGCGAGCUCUGGUAUUCUAACAGCAUGAAAAUUAUGUUUGCUGAUGGAAAGCUGAGGACUUGCUUGAUUCCCGUUGCAGGCUUUCUCAAUCAUUCUGUACAUCCACAUAUAGUUCACUAUGGCAAAGUAGAUCCUGCAACGAAUUCUUUGAAGUUUCCUCUAUCAAGACCUUGCAGUGUUGGGGAACAAUGCUGUCUUAGUUAUGGAAAUUUCUCUGGUUCACAUCUAAUCACAUUUUAUGGUUUCUUACCACAAGGAUACAACCCUUACGAUGUGAUUCCAUUGGGUAAUUUUCUAGCAUCCCCUUCAUAUAGAUCGUCUCCACUUUCCAGUGAACAAUAA